UGCUGGCACUUUUUCUCAUUACUGGUACUCUGCUAUUUCCUCCCACGAUGCCUGAACCGGCUAAGUCUGCUCCAGCCCCGAAGAAGGGCUCCAAGAAGGCGGUGACCAAGGCGCAGAAGAAGGACGGCAAGAAGCGCAAGCGCAGCCGCAAGGAGAGCUACUCCGUCUACGUCUACAAGGUGCUGAAGCAGGUUCACCCCGACACCGGAAUCUCCUCCAAGGCCAUGGGCAUCAUGAACUCUUUCGUCAACGACAUUUUCGAGCGUAUCGCUGGUGAGGCGUCUCGCUUGGCGCAUUACAACAAGCGCUCGACCAUCACGUCCAGGGAGAUUCAGACAGCCGUGCGCCUGCUGCUGCCCGGGGAGCUAGCCAAGCACGCUGUGUCCGAGGGCACCAAGGCCGUCACCAAGUACACCAGUGCCAAGUAAAUUUACCAAGCAAUUGCUUUUGCCCCGAAGCCCAAAGGCUCUUUUAAGAGCCACUUACGUUGUCAAUAUUAGAGCUGUAAAUACAGGGACAGUGUCUCGGCUUAAACUCAGGCGAUCUCCCUAAGGUGGUUGUGAGGAUUCCCCUCCAACUUUGUGACAAAGCUUCCUGUCUCUGGCGCGACAACGGUUGCGUGAGAUGGGCGUGGCUUUCUGUUUUUCUGUUCACAGCUUAUUUUGCCGCUUUCUUCCUCACCCCCAUCAAGGUUCUACUCUGCUUUUAAGUGGAUUUGGCUUCCAAUGGCCUUCCAAAACGCAGCUCUUUAGUUGUCUCUGAAGUGCGAUAUGAUCAGAAGUAGAAGAAUGGGGGAAAGGGGUUAAGAUGUUUGAUUUCUGCCUUUCGUACAGCUCCCAAACCCUGCCCCUCCUUCCCCUCCCCCCACUUCCACUUUUCAGUCUAUUUGGUGCUCAGACAAUGCCCGACCACAACCUGGGAUACAGUCCGCAAAGGAAAGAUGAGAAGCAUAACUCUGCCUAUGAAUAAAAUCGAAUACGAGAGAUUACAAGAUAGGAUAGAACUUGUAUGACCAGUUUGCUAGUUUUUAAGACAACAUUUUCAAGGUUCACUGAUUUCUUCAUUCAACAAAGAAAGCUUUUAGAGCUUUCAGAGAGAAAAACUUAAGCGACCAGACAGCAAAAAGAUUUGAGAACAAGGCAAGGCCGCCCCUGAAGCAGAAGGCCACCUCGAAAGGGGAGAGAAUAGUGCCCCGGGUCCAGGGUUUGAGCACAAAUUAGGUGGGGUAGUUUUAUAGUGUGAAAGGAGGCUAAAAGUGAUUCUUGCUCUUUUAUGCAAGUAAUCAGCAACGUGAAGACUGGGGUCAAUUUUAAAUUAGGAUGGAAACUGUUAAAUUUGUGAUUUAGAAGUAAAGAUCAGUUUUGUAAGAAAAUGAGUUUACCCUCAUUCAUUAAUUUAACAUAUAUUUUUUUAACGCACUGUUUUAGUCUCCAGGGAUACAGCGAGUGAUCUUAUGUAAGUAAUUGUCUGCCUUCCUGGAAGUGUAUUUGGAGACAGCAAGAUCAAAUUCGAAAAUUACACACGUGCAAAGCGUAUGUUCACCGUUCAUCUAGGUUUUAUUUUACCAGCAAUUUAUGGAUUACAUUAAUAUUCUAAGAAAUGUAUCAAUAAAUAAUUGUGAACAUUUAUUAAGUAGGCCCCUGGGUGGGACAAUUUGCACUUGGUUAGUAAUCAAAAGGUGGGCGGUUAGUCCACCCAGUGGCGCUGGGGAAGAAAAGCCUGGUGAUCUUCCAUAAGAUCUCAGCCAUUGCAAACCCUAUGGAAUGCAAUUCAACUCUGAAACACUUGGGGUCACCAUGAGUAGAAAUUGACUAGGACAACAGGUUUGGUGAAGUCCGCGUUCAGGUAUACCCUGGCUACUCCAGUAAGAUUAACAUUUCACUGUGCAGUUAUAACGGUUUGGUGUUGUCAUUAUUUCCAGCUUUAAACCAUUUUUGCAAAUGGAUAUCUUGAUUUUACAAAAAUUUACUUCCAGACUCUUUUUGUCUUCCAAAAUUCUGCAAGUACAUUGUGUUUUAAUAGAAAUAUCAGGUGGAAGUGGCCAUGACUUUCUCCUGCUUUUACUAUCACCCCUUUUCUCACUCCUUCCACACAGAUCUCAUCUUGCUUUUCCAGAUAGCUCAAAAUUUAACAGGUAGAAGGAAUCACAAAGUUUAAAUCAAUGUUCUUCUUUUACACAUAGGAAGCAAAGAGUGUAAAUAAUUUGCUCAAAUUACUGGAGGCAAAAUAAGAUUCAAAUUCUUACUAAUAUGCCAUUCUUUUUUUUUCAUUAUACCGUAUACCUGUUUGUCAUUUAUUUCCUGUCUAGCCAUAUAAAUUUGGGCUCAAUUUGGAACAAAAAUAAGGCUUUUUUAAACUUAGAAUUUAUUUUCUGUUUUAAAGUUAUUAAAAAGUUGAAUGUGUUGAAUUUCUAUAUGUACUGUAUGCUAAAAUAAUUCAUCUCCUAAUGGGUAGUUCAUGCUGUAAAACAAUUGCUGUGUAAUACUGAACCACAGGAAUCCAGUUUGGCAAUGGUUGCAGCCUCCUGAAUAACACUUAAACAGGACAGUAUCACCUAGUUAGUAUUGCAGGAAAAAUGCCUUAUUUCUCCCUUUCCCUCUCUCCUUGUUCUAAAUUCUUGUAUUAUAAUCUGUCAUGCCCUUUAAUCCAAUAAAGAAAUACCAAUAAUCCCUUGGAUAAAAGCAUAGACAAAGGGGGUGGGGUGGGGUAGAGAAGAGGAACAACAGUUCUUUUUAAAUAGGUUUCUGCUGGUUUGUAAUCCAGUUGGCAAUGGUUAGUUCUCUUAAAUGAUCUGUGAUUAUGUGUAUUUUUAGCAGUCAUUACCCAUAAUUAUUGAAAAAUAGCUGUAGUUGUAAGUUAAAAAAAACAAAAAAACCCACUGCCGUCGAGUCCAUUCCGACUCAUUGCGACCCUAUAGGACAGAGUAGAACUGCCCCGUAGAGUUUCCAAGGAGCGCCUGGCAGAUUUGAACUGCCGACCUUUUGCUUAGCAGCCAUAGCACUCAGCCACUACACCAACAGUGUUCCCGGCAAGCUAAACAAUCUACCCUAAAUUGCAUCUUGGGGCACUUACACUUGAAUCUAGGACCAUGAGCUCUAUCAACACUGGGAAAAAUCUCAAUGAUUUAAUUUACACCCCUUGUACCUCCGUUGGAAACCCUGGUGGCAUAGUGGUUAAGAGCUACAGCUCCUAAUCAAAUGGUCGGCAGUUCGGGUCCCCCAGGCACUCCUUGGAAAACCUACAGGACAGUUCUCCUCUGUUCUGUAGGGUCACUAUGAGUCGGAAUC
Loxodonta africana (African savanna elephant) is the source of this 3287-nucleotide messenger RNA. RefSeq names its product histone H2B type 1-K. The record is from RefSeq and is a predicted model, not a curated record. Bases 48 to 428 code for a protein of 126 amino acids. Gene Ontology annotation, cellular component: nucleosome. NCBI's taxonomy places the organism in Eukaryota, Metazoa, Chordata, Mammalia, Proboscidea, Elephantidae. The transcript has a single exon. Gene Ontology annotation, molecular function: DNA binding; protein heterodimerization activity; structural constituent of chromatin.